AUGUUCAGCGGCGGCCCCAGAACUGAUAAUCAGUUUUAUAUCAUGCUUGCGUGUGGUUCGAUAGCCGCUAUUUCUCUAUUUGUCGGUACAAUUUACUUCGGUAAUAUGAUGUUCGGCCCUCCAGAGCCCCCUAUGGACGAAGACACCUCAGCGCCCUAUAUCGAAGGAGACCCUCCAGUGCCCCAUCCGUAUCGGCGUAGCAUUCUGGACACGAUCAUCCCCCCUGUUCCUACAAUUUCAACAUUCAAGAAUGGCGCUCAAGGACGAAGAACUAAGUUCAUAGGGUAG
Fusarium venenatum is the source of this 288-nucleotide messenger RNA. RefSeq lists its product as uncharacterized. Lineage: Eukaryota; Fungi; Ascomycota; Sordariomycetes; Hypocreales; Nectriaceae. The record is from RefSeq and is a predicted model, not a curated record.